Messenger RNA from Nicrophorus vespilloides, 4020 nucleotides. Its product is annotated as neural-cadherin-like. Gene Ontology annotation, molecular function: calcium ion binding. Gene Ontology annotation, biological process: homophilic cell-cell adhesion. Gene Ontology annotation, cellular component: plasma membrane; cell-cell junction. The transcript is spliced from 10 exons. The annotation marks the transcript as partial. The record is from RefSeq and is a predicted model, not a curated record. NCBI's taxonomy places the organism in Eukaryota, Metazoa, Arthropoda, Insecta, Coleoptera, Silphidae.
GUUGUCUGAUGUUGCGGUGAGGUGCGCGAAGGAAGAAGAAAGAAAUGAGCGUAGUGAACGCUCUUCAGCUGCUGGCGGCGGCGUUGAUCCUUGCGGGUCACGUCCGUGCCGCCACCGAGUCCGUGUCGGUGAUCCCGCACGACGCCCAUCCCGGUUACAGCAUAAAGAAAUUCGACUCGGACCAUGCCCUGAACUACAAGCUGAUGGAGACUGGUUUCUCGCAGUUCUUCACCAUGCUUCAGGACGGCUCCAUAAUGACCAUCUCCGAUUUGAGUCCUCUGGUGAAUCGACCCAUAGAUCUGAUGGUGCUCGCCGAAGACGCGAAUCACACCACCACGACUCACAUGCUCGAGCUGUACGUGCUGGACAGGAGGAACAUGCUCAGCUUCAAGACGGACAGUCUGGAGAUCACCGGGAAAAUAGAGGAGAACGCUCCCAGGAGGACGAAAGUCUCCGGAGUGCCGAUGCUUCAAGCGGCUGCCGGUUUGAAUAUGCUUCCAAUCACUUAUAGUAUUAUCGGUGGGAACACGAAUCAAGCGUUCGAGCUGCAGCACAGCGAAUCGCAGGAGGUGAUGCCCAAUAUCACGGUGAAACAGAACAAUGCUGGUGUUUACGUGGUCACCUCACAACCUCUGGAUAGAGAAGACGUGGAUAGGUACGUCCUCACCAUUCAAGCAACCGAUUCUUCGGGCAUCAACAAAGCUGUGACCAACGUGGUGAUUGUCGUCGAAGAUGUUAACGAUAAUAGCCCGGUCUUUUCGCAAAAAGUGUACAGGUUCGUGGUUGGAGACGACUCGCUAGAUGGCGACAACGUGACGGUCAGCUGGAAACGCUUCUCCUUGAUCGGAAAGGUCGAAGCGACCGACGCCGACGGCGAUAAAGUCGCCUACCGCCUUGUAACACCCUCAAACUUCUUAGUCAUUGUCCCCCAGACCGGAGAUCUCCUUCUAACCGAAGAACCCAUCGAAGAAGUCGACCUAGAGUUGGUCGUGGAAGCCCACGAUUUAAGAGAUCCCAGUCGCAUUUCUCCACGUCCCGCCCAAGUCCUCUUCCAUUUCAAACCCAUCCCGAGCAAAGGUGAUUUGGACCUGGCUCUUCAGCAGCUCGAAUCCGCCGAGUUGCACAGGAUGAAACGCAGAGUUACCAGAGCGGUGCGACCCACGAAACGGAUAGAAUUCACGGAAUCCGAUGGAGAGACGGAGGGUCGCAACGUUUUCCAGCUGGAGAAGGAAACCGAUAGGGAAACGUUCAAGAUUCGCGACGAGAACGCCUGGGUCACCGUCGAACCCAACGGAGCGGUGCGCGUCAAGAAGAAGUGGGACUACGAGGAGCUGGGACCCGAGAAGACCAUCGAUUUUUGGGUCACGAUCACGAACGCCGAGAAAGGAGGAAUACGCUAUACUGAUAAUCAAAGAGUUAUAAUCCACGUGAGGGAUGUUAACGAUGAACCACCGUACUUCAUCAACAGACCUCUACCGAUGCAGGCCGUGGUGCAGCUGAACGCGCCUCCGAACACGCCCGUUUUCACCCUGCAGGCCCGUGACCCAGAUACAGAUCACAACAUCCACUACUUCAUCGUCCGCGACAGGACGGGAGGACGAUUCGAGGUGGACGAAAGAUCAGGAGUCGUGAGGACACGAGGCACCGAUCUCUUUCAGCUGGACAUGGAGUACGUCCUCUACGUGAAGGCGGAAGAUCAGAACGGACGCGUCGACGAACGCAGAUUCCAAUCCACACCCGAAGAACGACUGUCCAUCGUCGGUGGUAAAAGAGCACCGCAAUUUUACAUGCCCAGCUACGAAGCCGAAAUCCCCGAAAACCAGAAGAAAGACUCCGAUAUAAUUUCGGUGAAGGCGAAAUCGUUUGCGGAUCGCGAGAUUCGUUACACGUUGAAGGCGCAAGGUCAGGGUGCAGGAACGUUCAACAUUGGACCAACGUCUGGAAUAGUUAAGUUGGCGAAGGAGUUGGAUUUUGAAGAUCUGAGGCAACCUCAUGUUUACUCCCUUGUGGUCACAGCUACGGAAGAUUCUGGUGGAUUCUCUACGUCGGUUGAGUUGACGAUUAGAGUGACGGAUGUUAACGAUAACGCUCCGAAAUUCGAGUUACCGGAUUAUCAAGCUCACAACGUCGAUGAAGAUAUUCCACCGGGAACUAGUAUACUUAAGGUGAAAGCGAUGGAUUCGGAUAGCGGUGCUAAUGCUGAGAUUGAGUACAUGGUCUCUGAUGAUCAUUUCAGCGUCGAUCCUAAUGGUAUCAUCUCGAACAACAAGCAGCUGGAUGCUGAUAACAACAACGCUUAUUACGAAUUCGUUGUAACGGCUAAGGAUAAAGGGGAACCGGCUAAGACUGGAACUGCUACUGUUAGGGUUUACACUAAGAACAAGAACGAUGAGGAGCCUAAGUUCUCGCAACAAGUUUACACGCCUAACGUGGAUGAGAACGCUGGUUCUAAUACUUUGGUUACGACUGUGGUAGCCUCUGAUAAGGACGGUGAUAAUGUUAGGUUUGGUUUCGUUGGAGGCGGUGUCAGUUCGGGGCAAUUCGUCAUUGAAGAGAUCACCGGUGUGAUCAGGUUGCACGGAAAGUCCAUAUCUUUGGAUAGGGACAAGUACGAGUUGAACGUAACGGCUAUGGAUGAUGGUGCUUGCUGCGUCAACGGAGACGCCACGAUUCACACGAGCACAGCUGUCGUCGUCGUUUUCAUCACAGAUGUUAACGACAAUAAGCCGAUUUUUAAGGAUUGCGGCACUUAUUACCCCAAAGUCGAGGAGGGCGCGCCCAACGGUUCUCCUGUUAUCAAAGUUCACGCGACGGAUGAAGAUAAGGGCGUCAAUGGGCAGGUCAAGUACUCCAUCGUGCAGCAGCCCAAUCAGAAGGGAACCAAGUUCACGGUUGACGAAGAGACGGGAGAGGUCUCGACCAACAAGGUGUUCGAUCGAGAGGGAGACGAUGGAAAAUUCGUUUCCGUCACUGUCAAGGCCACGGAUCAGGGCGAACCUUCGCUCGAGGGCGUUUGCUCAUUCACCGUCGAAAUUACAGAUGUUAACGACAAUCCACCGCUCUUUGACAGACAGAAAUACGUGGAGAACGUGAAACAGGACGCGAGCAUCGGAACAAACAUCCUGCGCGUUUCCGCCUCAGACGAGGAUGCUGACAACAACGGAGCUAUAGUGUACACGCUGAACGCUGGCUCGAAUGCCGGAGACCUGGAGUACUUUGAGAUCCAGCCGGAGUCCGGCUGGAUCGUCUUGAAGAAACCUCUGGAUAGAGAAACGUACAAGUUGGAGGCCACGGCCCAAGACAAAGGGUACCCUCCACUGUCCCGAUCGGUGGAAGUUCAGAUCGAUGUUGUGGACCGCGCAAACAAUCCGCCCGUGUGGGACCACGUGGUCUACGGGCCGAUCUACAUAAGGGAGAACCUCCCGGUCGGGGCAAAGGUCGUGUCGGUGAAAGCCAGUUCCGGGAUCGAGAAUAACCCGACUGUGUUCUACCGCCUGAUGCCCGGGUCCACAGCGCAGACCAACAAGUACCACACGUUCUACCUGCAGCAGAGACCCGACAACGGAUUCACCUGGGCUGACAUCAAGGUCAAUCAUCCGCUGGAUUAUGAAACCAUAAAGGAGUACAACCUGACGAUCAGGGUUGAGAACAACGGAGCUCAACAGUUGGCGUCUGAGGCUACGGUUUACAUCAUGCUUGAGGAUGUUAACGAUGAGAUUCCGCUGUUCACUGAGCGCGAACAAGAGACUGUUCUCGAAGGCGAACCCAUCGGUACUAAAGUGACCCAAGUGAACGCCAUCGAUAAGGACGGAACCUUCCCCAAUAAUCAAGUGUACUAUUAUGUGGUGGAUUCGCCGAGGAACGAGGGCAAAGAUUACUUCGAAAUCAAUCAAGAGUCCGGAGAGGUCUUCACGAAAAUCGUCUUCGACAGGGAAAAGCAGGGGGCUUACGCUCUGGAGGUGGAGGCCAGGGAUGGAGCACCGUCCGCCCGACCGAACAGCGACAACCAACCCAAUUCAG